UCUGGAUCCCGAUCCAGCGGCUCCAGCAGAGUUUGUGUGAUUCCGGUGCCCACCUGCUGCUCCCUCAUCACUUCAUUCUCCUGUGAUGAACUCUAAAGCUCCCCUCUCUGCACCUGCUGGACAGGAGCAGAUUCAUGCCCUAGAUAACAUCCAAGGAGACUAUUUAACAGCAGCACCAGUCUGGGAUGUGGACAGAUAGAAGAAAACUAUGUAAGAUCACUUUCUGUGAACUUACACAGCUUUGUCUCUUAAUUUUCUCUUUGUCGGUUUUCUAAGACCUAAGAGCUCGAUGUGUAAAGGACUCUCCUCCCUGCCCUCCUCAUGCCUGGAGAAGGCAAAAGAGAUGCGGGUGAUGUUCAGCCAUCUGGCUGAGACACACCACAAGCUAAAGGUUCAGGAUGGAAAAACUCUUCAGGACCUGGAAACUCUGCUAAACAGCAAAGGAGGUCUGCAGGCGUUUCGUGGGUUCCUGCGUUCAGAGUUCAGUGAGGAGAACCUGGAGUUCUGGCUGGCGUGUCAGAACUACGGGGUUUUGCCCUCAAACUUGCAAAAGACCAAGGCCAGCGGCAUCUACAGCCAGUUUAUCAACCCUGAUGCACCACAGGAGGUAAACCUGGACUCAGAGACCCGUGAAGCUCUGCUGAGUGUGAUGGACUCUCCAUGUGCUGACACGUUCAAGAAGGCACAGCAGACGAUCUACAACCUGAUGGCUAAAGACUCCUUCCCUCGCUUCCAGCGCUCUCACCACUGGGUAGAGGCCAUUAAGGCUUUUUAAAGAUUCACUGUUAACUAUUACAAACUUGCUUUAGAAAUAAGUGCUGCUGGACAUGUUGACUGUAUUUGAUCAUUAAUUUCAACAGGCAGCUUGUUGUGAUUGUUGUUCUUAUUAGUGUUGUAGUAACACACUGUUACAUUCAGGAAGUCUCUGUGGCAACACUGUGGUUAAUGUAAGCAGGGUUAAAAAACAGACACCUCAUAACUAUGACGCUGAAAUGUAGAUGUAACUAUAUUGUGCCUGUGGAUUACAUGAGGUUCAAGUGACACAAAGGAUUUUAAUAAAUCCCUUAUAAAAGUUUGGUAUU
Messenger RNA from Paralichthys olivaceus (Japanese flounder), 1082 nucleotides. The record is from RefSeq and is a predicted model, not a curated record. NCBI's taxonomy places the organism in Eukaryota, Metazoa, Chordata, Actinopteri, Pleuronectiformes, Paralichthyidae.